Alternaria arbusti is the source of this 711-nucleotide messenger RNA. RefSeq lists its product as uncharacterized. Bases 1 to 711 code for a protein of 236 amino acids. The transcript has a single exon. Lineage: Eukaryota; Fungi; Ascomycota; Dothideomycetes; Pleosporales; Pleosporaceae. The record is from RefSeq and is a predicted model, not a curated record.
AUGUCGAUCCUACACCUCCCAGAACCACCGCCAUCAACAUCCAUCACGCUCGGGCAGAUCACUACCAACCCUUUAAGCGCCGCCUGCGACUCCAUCAAGCCUUCAGUAUCUUCAGAGUUUACACAGAAGGUGACCCGCUCAAAACAAGAGGACACUACAUCUACAUUGCACGUCAGCGUCACCGAACCAUCACAACUCUUCGACACCUUACGCAACGACACCAGCACACGAGACUUCCUCCGCAAGCUAUCGCAACAAAACAAGCCAAUCUACUUCGUCACCGGCCUCCAAACUUCCAAACCCCCAAGCCACAAGCGUGCGACCGUGUCACACGAGCCCAUAACCGAGGCUACGGAAACCCCGCAAAUACAACAAGUCCAACUACCCUUCCGACGGGUAGACUCGGCAUCUAACAUGGCUUCCUCUGGCGAAGAAGGUUCAGUCGUCGCAGUCGAGCUAAUGAAAGUAAAGUGCCGCGUUGGCGCCGUGAAUGAACCACAUUGUAUUUCGGAUGUGGACUAUGUGUGGAGCUACCAUGCACUUGAGGGUGAGGACGAGGAUUUGCAGUUAUCUAUUGGGCUGGGGAAGGCGGUGGAGGAACGGGAGUGGAAGGAGUUGACGGGUAGUAAAGAAGAACGGGUGGAAAGAGACGCUGAUCAUAACUGGUCUUAUGACUACGAAGACAGCGACGAUGGUCUUGGUGGGUUCUAA